CUCAAACCCAUUUUCCUCCCUUCCAGAACUGCAUGGCCCGCGCUUUGUACGACAACGCAGCAGAGUCACCGGACGAGCUGGCCUUCAGAAGGAGCGACCUGCUGACGGUGCUGGAGCAGAACACGGCGGGGCUGGAGGGCUGGUGGCUAUGCUCUCUCCGCGGCAGACAGGGCAUUUGUCCCGGCAACCGGCUUCGCAUCCUGCCGGGCAUUUACGAUACCGGCUCGGGGGUCACCAGUCUGUCCGGCCUUGUGACCCGCCCCGGCGCCACCAGCCCGGGGCCCCGCACGCAGCAGAAGACCAACAAGGUGGUGACCCCGCGACGUGUCGGCGACGUGUACACCUACGACACGCCCCGGGCCAUGACGCAGGCCGCGCAGCUCGACUACGACGUUCCGCCCUCCAAGCACGACACCAGUGGCACCCGUUUGUUGUCCCGCAGCAGCAGCCUCCGCUAUGACUCUCCUCGUCCCCAGGGUCGCUCUCCCCUCGACCAGUAUGACAUUCCACGCUCCCAGUAUGACUCGCCGAAGACCAGGGCUCUCUACGACUCCCCAAAGGCUCAGCAACACUAUGACUCACCACGGCCUCACCCGGAGGGGCAGCGUGCGGGAGGGGUUUCACGCAGCAUGAUCAAGGGCGUGCGUGGUGGCCUGCCUCCCACCAUGAGCCCAGGAGAUAAUCUGCAGGAAUAUGAUGUACCAAGGCCCACCAACACAAACCAUGAGGUGCAACACGACAUGCCGCCCAGUGACAGGUCGAGUGGCGUGUCAGUCAUGUCUUGUGAGUCGUCUCAACUUUCCACCUCCUCCUCAGCCUCCUCCUUGGCACCCUCGGAGUCCCUCUCUCUUUCUUCCUGCGGUGGGUCCUCCAAUCGCUCCAGUCUAGAGUCCCAUGAUGUGUACGACUUUCCUCCCGAGCCAAGGAAAGUUGGGGGUUCACAGCGCCCUAAACUGCCACCUCGGGAAAUGAAGGACUGCAGAGAUGCCUAUGAUGUCCCUCGCAAUGUUCUGGCAGUGGGCAGCGAGACAUAUGACACGCCGCCCUCCAGGACAUCACGCUCCCUGCUCGUGCGAGGCGCUGGCGGAGAAGGUGUGUAUGAUGUGCCACCACAGGUCAGUCGAGACGUCCGGCAGCCAGACUGUGUGGACUCAGCACCAAACAGACUGUCCUCAGGUUCAGACUCAUCGGGAGGGGAGGUAGACCUCAGUUAUGGUAAAGGUCUUCCCUUAGAGUUCGACUCUGCUCUAGAAACAUUGGUCAAGCUGCAGCAAGAUGUUUACAGCGCCAUAGAAAAGCUUUCCAUAGUGCACCAGAAUGUGUCGUGGCGCUCCCGAGAGAAAGUGGAGGACCGUGAGGAGGAACUUAAAAAUAUUGUGAACAGACUUCUUCAGUCUGUCAAUGCCAUCAUCGAAUUUGGCCAAGGCUCCAUCGUCAACGCUUCACAUAACGGUGAGCGAGGUGUUGCCCGGCGGUUGCAGCGCCUCAUAGAGCCUAUGAUUAAAAUCAGGUCCAUUGUAGAGGACUCGCUGGCAAGGCUUCAGGAAGGCACGUGGAGACGAGCGCUGAGCAGUGGGACCAACCCUGAACACUUCAACCAGCUGGCCACCAUUGCUCAUUCUCUCGUGGAGGAUGUGCGUCUCCUGGCCAACACCAUCCAGACCAAGGCCUUGCUUCUCUUCAAGAAGUCCCAAGGCUUAGACAUCUCCGGCUACACACGGCAGCAGGGGAUUGAAGAUGAGGAAAAAACUCCGGUCCAAGAGAGGCCUCUGCCUGACCUGCCUAACAAGAAAGCCUUUGAGAACCUGUACGAGAACGAUACUAAGAAAUGGCUUGAUGACUAUGACUACGUUAGUCUUGAGACUCGAGCGAGUGUUGAACGAGAGCAAGAGGACAUAAAGAAGGAUCUCCCAGCACCACUUCGGAAGUCCUUUGACAACUUGGUGAAGCAGUCUCAAGUGAUCGUCGACAGUGACCAUGAAAAGGCCAUUCAGAAGGGCGACAUGACUCACCUGGGCGGCCUGAAGCGAGCCGGUAACAACAUCCUUGACCCCAAUGACAAGCAGGUCAUCAACUUCUACGCCAGCCAGAGUGAGGUCCACUUACAGCACCUCAACACUGCCAUCGACGCCUUCCUCCUCACCAUUGAGAACAACCAGCCUCCUAAAGUCUUCAUCGCACACUCCAAAUUUGUCAUCCUCAAUGCACACAAGCUGGUGUACAUCGGCGACACCGUCCACAGAAACGUGGUGAACGCUGAGGUCAGAACUCGGGUCCUCAACUGCUCCAAUGCCCUGUCUGAUGCCAUGAAGCUCACUGUCACGGCGGCCAAGACAGCAGCCCUCCAGUUCCCUUCUGUAGUGGCCGUGCAGGCGAUGGUGGACUCUUUCGUGGCUGUCUCAAACCUGGCCAACAACUUGAAGCAGGCGAUCUCGGUGCCACCUGUCUGAGGCACCCAUGUAGCCACCUUAGCUCAGCUCCUUGACAUGGCAUGCCUCACACCUACACUAGCUGCCGCGGGCCACAUUCAGCCUGGCCCUCUCCUUGGUGCUAAGUUGGGGAUAGGAGGCAGGCCAGCGCAGGGAGGGACAGGCAGGCCAGUGCGUGGGUAAAGCAGGCCAACUUGAGGCACAGACAAGCUAUCAAAUCUACCUUAGAGAGUUAUCAGGGAACCAUAUUUUGAGUUCAGUCUUUUUUCCCAGUUUUGUGCAAAGGUGAAUUGGCUAUUCUAAACUACUGAUUUCAAGAGACUCUGUACAUUGUUUUAACAUUAAUUUAUAUGUGCACCUCUUACAAGGUCAACAGUUAAGAUGGCUAUUGUUAUAUAAUUUUAUCCAGUUGUUAUGUUCUCCACAAGUAUCUGUAUUGUGCUGCAGUGUAGGUAUUUAUUUUAUUAAACUUGUAGUGUUCUGAUUCUUAGGAGUAAGUUUUUCUCUGCUGAGUUUCACGACCGACACCUACAAUUGGGUUAUUCUAUUGGUUGGUGACUGUACCUGGAAGUCAUUUUAAGAUUGGAUCUUUCUCACGCUGAAGCAUCGUGCGGGGCAGACCUGUGUUGUCCAGAGCCCAAGUUCUCCUUCCCCAGCCUCCUGAGACUCAUCUCGGGAGCAUCACAGACAUGUGAAGCAUAAAUAAUAUAUAUAAAUACUUUAUAGUCGCUUUUUCUGUCUAGAGAGUUUGCAAAGUCUGUCUUUGACUACCUUACAAAGCCAUGUGUUCCCUCGGAGUCUGGGGACAACAGAACAUGCCUGUGGUUACUGAGGCUGUGGGAAAGGUGUAAUCUUAAAUGUUAUGUCUUGGUUUUGUCCUGAUGGUUGCCGCCAGACGGGCGGACGGCCGACUCUCGUGAGCAUCUUCCAGUUUCUUUAAGAUGAACCAAGUCGACUUCCACUUGUUACAGUCAAUAUGGUGGAAUUCUAAAUUCCCAGGCUGUGAUUAUAGUGUUUAAGUAAAAGACUAAUUUUUAAUUUCUUAUUAUUUGUAAAUAUAAUGAAAUCACUAUGCCACUGUACAUAGCAUGAGAGAGUCAACUUUUUGCCGUGACGAUGCCAAAUGCCCCUCAGGGUUGUGGCGAGUCGUCGAGGAGGCCAGCCGGGUGCCAUGGCGGCCCGAGCCUUGACUACACACGAAUCAAAACGAAGUGCUACGGCGAAUGCUACGCUUGACUGACCGGUCCUACUGCUUUUAGCCAGAGCUUAGUCAGUGUCCAGCCAGAGCGUAGGUGUAUCCAAGCCAUACUUUGCUCUCUCCACAGUGAACAUCCACAACCCUGCCCAGCAAGUAGUGUGCACAAGGAUCUGCCACACCCUGUUGUGCCCAUGACCCAAGUGUUGAUUACCAGUCACCUGUCCACUGCCGCUUCUUACUGCCAGCAGUCACCACUUACGUGCGGCACUCACCUGCCAGUGAGUGCAUGAGCAAGUGAGUGAAUGUGAAGACGAAUCACGUAGGUGUUUCCUAUGCAGUCAGUUCCCCUUAGGACCGGUAGUGCCCCUGUGUACCCUUUCCUAUUCUAUGUGGCGCUCACUGACUCUCCCUUAUACUGAGCGUCGCUCCUCCUGCCGACACCUCGCUAUGCAAAGCAGCCCACUGCCCUGUGGAGGUGCUGAGGCCCAGCGAGGGGCCACACAGGGCUUGGAGAAAGACAGUGUUUCGAUGAGUCGCCUGAAGGAGGCCUUGAGGAGGUCCUGAGGCCCCUGUAACUUGUGCUUCACGAGAUGAUCAUGUUACACACACCCACACACACACACACACACUUGCACAACUACACACCCUUUCUCACACACACACACACACACACACACACAUGUACAAAAUGAUCAUACAGUCACAUUUGCGUGGUGUUAUUUGCGCACAGUGUAUGUAAAUAUAUAGCGAAAAGAGAGGAGAAAGAGUGUGUGUAUGUGUAUGUGUGUGUAUGUGUGUGUGUGUUAACGAUGACCUCUUGUGUUUUUGUACCUAUAUUUGAUAUGUAAUGUACUUUAACAUGCCAACACCAUAACCAGGUUAAUAAAACUGUGUGUCUA
Eriocheir sinensis (Chinese mitten crab) is the source of this 4526-nucleotide messenger RNA. Its product is annotated as breast cancer anti-estrogen resistance protein 1-like. NCBI's taxonomy places the organism in Eukaryota, Metazoa, Arthropoda, Malacostraca, Decapoda, Varunidae. Gene Ontology annotation, molecular function: protein binding. Gene Ontology annotation, cellular component: plasma membrane; cytoplasm. The transcript has 4 exons. The record is from RefSeq and is a predicted model, not a curated record. The coding region runs from base 33 to 2450 and encodes 805 amino acids. Gene Ontology annotation, biological process: cell migration; cell surface receptor protein tyrosine kinase signaling pathway.